GGAAACCCAAGGGCUGGUGACCGUCGUUUAGCUGUAGCAUGAGACUGGAAACUGCCGAGAUGUAACCAUUUUAAGAAUAAGCUUCUACGUGACACUGAUUUGCUGUUGAAGGCUCAGCACAUAAUGGGUGAGAAUGCUCAAGUCACAGAGCAGCAGAAGGAGCUCGCCACUUUGGCCAUGCAGGAGUUUGACCGGAAACAGUUCACAUCAUGCUGCAACAUCAUGAACAAACUUAUGGUUCUGCGUGGCAAUGACCCCCGUGUUGUCCAUAACAAGGCCGUUGCAGACUUCUGUCUGUCAGGAUCACAGAGCACAGACGAUUUCAGACAGAGCCUUGCAAACGUUUGUCAGAUGGCGCAUGUGAACCUCGAUAGUGGGGAGGGAUUGGAGGACGUAGAUCACAGUGUUCUGUUCUACAACCAGGCCAUUAUCCUCUACCACCUCCGCCAGAACCGCGCCUCUCUCGCCAUCCUGGAUAAACUCUUCCCCUUCAUUGAUCCGCUCAGCUCAACUGGAGAUGAAGGCCUAUGCAAGAAAGUUCUAUUGCUGCAAGUUGAGUUGUAUCUUUGUACAUACCAGCCUGAGAAGGCAAUGGGUCUGCUUACUUAUAUUGAGAAGAAUGUGUUAAACGGCCGGAUCACGACGGAACGCGAGCCAGGCCGGGAAGAAGGAAAAGAGGGAUCACCAUCCAACACAGAGUCUUCCUGGGAAAACUGGAGACCUAUGCUUAGUGUGUUCAAGACCAGAUGUCUAGUCAUGAUGAAGUCACUGAAAGCAUGCAAACGAGAAAUUAAAGCAUUAAUGAAUGUGCAAUCUUCUAACACGUCAGUGGUUUUCCUGAAGGCAAACUUUGAGUAUCUGAGGGGAAACUACAGGAAAGCCAUGAAGAUGCUUGGAUCAGGGCCUCAGAUGCAUACAGAUAAAGGAGAGUGUCUGACUGUGAUGCACUACAAUAACAUGGGCUGUGUCCACUUCCAUCUACGGAAGCACCACCUCGGGGCGUUCUACUUCCGUAAGGCUCUGCAGGAGAAUGAGAAUGUCGUACGGGAGAUGAGGCGUUCAACAGACCAGAAUCGACAACAUGCUGGUGAUAAUGGUGGAAGCCUGACACUGUCUGGUCGGCCUUUACACUGUCUCGGGAUGUCUCGCCACUUUGAGCUUAUGUACAACAUGGGUAUCGAGCUGCUGCAUUGUGGGAAGGCCAUGCCUGCGUUUGAGUGUCUCAUUGAGGCUGUGCAAAUCUACCAGGUGAACCCGCAUCUCUGGCUCCGCCUGGCUGAGUGCUGCAUCAUGGCGUACAGAGAGAACAAUGAUGAUGACCGUAAGUUACAGAAGCGACAGGAAGUGAUCCAAGGCAGUGUGGGUAGCGGGGUUCACAGGAAGCUCAUCAUGGGCCCUGGAGUCAACCAGGACAAAAACAGUGUUGGUACACCGGCCAUCCCAGCUGCGACCCUGGAGUUUGCAUCCCUGUGUCUGCGUAACGCCCUGCAGCUGCUGUCAGGGGUGCCAGAGACCUCGCCCACAGACACAUCACAAAACGAGGAUAAGGAGGACGGGAAGCUGGGUCCAGAAGCAGUCCUGUUGCAGGCCCCACCCGGUAACCCCAUGAGGGCUCCAGAAGUACACAACCUCAGGUGUUCUGUGUUGUGUGCGAGUUCGUACGUGGCCCUGUGUUUGAACGACUACACCAUGGCCCUGGAGUAUGCGGGUACACUUCUUAAACUGCCCAGAAUCUCGGGCGCACAGAGUUACCUGGCCCACAUGUAUAUGGGUGAGGCCCUGGUGUCGCUGGACCGUAUUGCUGAUGGGAUCCAGCACCUCAACCCGGACCUCGUCACCGAUGUUGCCACCACGCUCCCUGACAACAAGCUAGACCCAGAAAAGACCGAGAAGCUAGAGAAAGAAUCAGACCCAGAAAUAAAAGGUGCGUUUUAUCCAUGGUGCCCAAGAGAUGUGAGGACAGCUAAGGCUAUCAUACAAUACAAUUUGGCAGCAGCCCAUGCCGUACGGGGGGAGUAUGACAAGGCUACAAACUAUCUGGCUGAGAGUUCGAAGUUUAUAGGUGCGCCACUGCCGGCCCAGAUGUAUUUUCUCAAGCUCUAUCUAGACCUCAUUGAAGGUCGCAGAAAAAUGGCACAGUUUGUUAUCAAGGAGCACUUUGGUCAUGUGACCCCGAACAGAAUUGACAUGAAGGUGGCGUCCAUGAAGCCGGGUGGAAACACUUCAACCUGGAAUACAGAAUGAGGGGCAGGGUGGUGACAGGGAAUUACUGAACAAUGGACUUGCUGCAUCUGAAUGAACUCUACAACAGAUUGAUUUUUGCUAAAUUAUGGAAUUAAAUUGAUAAAAAUCC
Mya arenaria is the source of this 2353-nucleotide messenger RNA. Its product is annotated as CCR4-NOT transcription complex subunit 10-like. Gene Ontology annotation, biological process: mRNA catabolic process; negative regulation of translation. Gene Ontology annotation, molecular function: protein binding. The coding region runs from base 124 to 2244 and encodes 706 amino acids. Gene Ontology annotation, cellular component: CCR4-NOT complex. NCBI's taxonomy places the organism in Eukaryota, Metazoa, Mollusca, Bivalvia, Myida, Myidae. The transcript is spliced from 18 exons. The record is from RefSeq and is a predicted model, not a curated record.